Microplitis mediator is the source of this 1291-nucleotide messenger RNA. RefSeq lists its product as uncharacterized. The transcript is spliced from 4 exons. The coding region runs from base 223 to 924 and encodes 233 amino acids. The record is from RefSeq and is a predicted model, not a curated record. NCBI's taxonomy places the organism in Eukaryota, Metazoa, Arthropoda, Insecta, Hymenoptera, Braconidae. Gene Ontology annotation, molecular function: zinc ion binding.
CGUGUGUGUGUGUGCGUAGACCGUGUACGCAUCCCCACUUCUUACUCAGUCAUCUUCGAGUCUUGUGCCAUUAUAAAUGAUACCAACUGUUGCAUUUAUUGUGUAUGUAUGUAUAUGUAUAUAAAUAUAUUUAAUAUACAUAUAUUGCAUUAUUGUGUAUACAUUAUAAGGUAAAGGAUACUUUAUUAUUAUACAACAAAGGAAAAAUUAAUUAUAUAAAAUAUGAAUAAUUUAAAAGAAAUUAGGAGAUAUUUAGAAGAGAAUAAAGAUAUAAAUCUACUGUGUACUUCUUGUGAGAAAAGUUCAGCAAAAAUAAUAUCAAUUUGCGAAGAUUGUAAAGAACUGUUAUGUUUUAAUUGCCAUUAUGUUCAUAAGAGCACACUUAAUUUGAAAAAUCAUGUAAUUAUAUUUUUAAACAACACUACAGUCUUUGAAUUCGACGAUACUGAGUAUAAAAGAAGAUUAAAUGAACUGGAGAGUGAGUAUGAAAAAGAAAAAAUCGAAAUUGAUGCAAUGUAUCAUAAAUCUAAAAAUGAAUUAAAAGAACGUAGAGACAAACUUUUGAGAGAAUGCAUCGAAUUUUAUAAAACACAAAAGGAUGAGAUGAAAGCCAUUUAUGAAGAGGCCAAGAUGAAUUUGAUAAAAAAGAUUCGCGAUGUAUAUAAAGAUUUAUUAGAUUCAGAACAUCAUGAUUUAAUAUCAAAUGUUUCUAAUAAUUAUCAAAAAUCAUUAUCGAUACAAGUAACUAAUCUGAAGAAUUCAUCAAACAAUGUCGAAUUGUCUAUUACUAAUGAUAGUAAUAAUAGAAGCCUAUUUGACGAACUAAUUAGUGAAUUGUAUGAAGAAUUGAAACAAGAAGAAAAUUUUGUGUUUGAUAUUGCAGAACGCUUUACUAAAUUGAGUAUUACAAGCUCAGAAAUUUAACUCAUUAAUAAUUAAUGCACAAAAAAGUUUCUUUUAAUACUUUUAUGUUAUAAACUUUAUAUUUUAUGAGUGUGAAGUAACUGACAAGUGGGAAUUUUUUAAUGGUCCUGAAGUUAGCAGACAUUUAAUAAUUAAAAAAAAAAAUUUUUUUUCCACAAUUUAAUUAUUAAAAAAUAAAAAAAAAAACUAGUAAUAUGCACAUGUAGAAAAUUUGAAAAACUAUAGGUGCAAUUGUUUUAAAUAUAACUUAAUAAUUGUAAGUUUCAGUAUAAUAUUUUUAAAAUUUUCGAAUAAAUAAAAAAAAUUUCAGUAGAAUGAAAAUUUUAAAAAUGCGUAUUUAGAUCAAUAAAAAAUCAGUACGUGAAUU